Saccharomyces paradoxus is the source of this 465-nucleotide messenger RNA. It is a transcript of the gene LDO16, whose product is annotated as Ldo16p. NCBI's taxonomy places the organism in Eukaryota, Fungi, Ascomycota, Saccharomycetes, Saccharomycetales, Saccharomycetaceae. The transcript has a single exon. Bases 1 to 465 code for a protein of 154 amino acids. The record is from RefSeq and is a predicted model, not a curated record.
AUGGUUUCUACCGCUACUUUUUUCUUUUUUAUCUACUUACUACUCUUCGUAGUGAUAGGGUUCUUCUCGUCGUUGUUCAUAAUUCCCCUGUUGGGCAUUUCCUUUGUUUUUGCCAUUGGCGUGGUAUCAUUUGGAUUCUGCAGCAAUAUGAGUUUCAAAAUGGCACAACUCGUUUAUGUUCGAGCUGACACUUUCUUGAAAAAAGUCCUCGACAAAAUGGCCCUGCAAACAGAGGCAGCACAACCACAGGAACCACAGGAACCAGGGGAACCACAGGAAGCACCUUCCACAUUAAGGCCGGUAUCCAAUCCAACUAUUCCAAGCCCACUAAGACAAACGGCGCGCCCCUCUAAGUUCGUCACUGAAGAAGAUGUUAUUUUCGAACCUGUUAGUGCUCAGAGUGCCAUUGCCCGUUCUUUAGAGACCACAGCUAAGAAAGCGGGUAACGGGUUUCAGCUUUCUUAA